Syzygium oleosum is the source of this 1199-nucleotide messenger RNA. RefSeq names its product heat stress transcription factor B-3. The record is from RefSeq and is a predicted model, not a curated record. Lineage: Eukaryota; Viridiplantae; Streptophyta; Magnoliopsida; Myrtales; Myrtaceae. Gene Ontology annotation, molecular function: DNA-binding transcription factor activity; RNA polymerase II cis-regulatory region sequence-specific DNA binding. The transcript has 3 exons. Bases 173 to 952 code for a protein of 259 amino acids. Gene Ontology annotation, cellular component: nucleus. Gene Ontology annotation, biological process: regulation of transcription by RNA polymerase II.
CGUACGUUUUCAACCAUUUUUCUUCUAUUUUGUGUGAGAGAGAGAGAGAGAGAGAGAAGGAAAACGAGAGAACAAAAGCGACUCUUGCAAAUCUCAUGAACUGUGGAUUCGUGUUGGGUUUCUAUUGCUGGGAGAGGGAUACAUCCAGAGGUAAUAUUGUAUCGUUAUCGUCAUGGAGGCGAGCGGUGAUUAUAUUUCCGAGAAGAAGGGCCUGCUGUUGGAGUACGUGAGGAAGUCGACGCCGCCGCCGUUCCUGCUGAAGACGUACAUGCUCGUGGAAGACCCGGCGACGGACGAUGUGAUAUCGUGGAACGCCGACGGCACCGCCUUUGUCGUGUGGCAGCCGGCGGAGUUUGCGAGGGAUCUCCUCCCGACGCUCUUCAAGCACAGCAACUUCUCUAGCUUCGUGAGGCAGCUCAACACUUAUGGCUUUCGGAAAGUAGCGACGAGCCGAUGGGAGUUCUGCAACGACAUGUUCCGAAAGGGGGAGAGAGAGCUGCUCUGCGAAAUCCGCCGCAGAAAGGCGUGGGCCAACAAGCAGCAGAACGGGAACUCAAACCCUUCGGCGCAAGCUCAUCAGGACAACAAUAACAACAAUCACUCCUCCGACGAGGACCAAAGGUCGUCGUCGACCUCAUCGUCGUCCGAGUACAGCAACCUCGUCCACGAGAACAAGCGCCUCAAGAAGGAGAACGGGGCCUUGAGCUCCGAGCUCACCAGCAUGAAGCACAAGUGCAAGGAGCUUCUCGAGCUCGUCGCAAAGUACGCGCGACACGAGGGCGAGGGCGCCAAGGAAGAGGAGGAAGAGAAGGAAAACAACAAUAGCAGUGAAGGGUUGAAGUUGUUUGGGGUGAGAUUGGAGGUUAAGGGAGAUCAGAGAGGGGAGAGGAAGAGGAAAGGUGCAGGCAUUAGAGAGAGCGCAAGCAUUUUGCUCUCUCAGUCAUGCAAGUGAUGAUGAUAGUUCAAAAGGAUAUAUAUCGGAUUACAGAAUAGUGAGAAAUAAUCAUUCAGGGAAAAAAAAAAAAAGAGGCCACUAUGAUUUUAAGGAAGAAAGAAAUAGUGGCCAUAAGUUUUCUUAUAUAGAUGAUACAAUUCACUGUAUGAAUGUAUAUAUUGAAAUGCGAAUGUGAAAGUAGUUCGUGAAUCAAGCUAGAUGUGUAACUUUCUGCGGCAUCAAGUUGAAUAUUAGCAUAAUUCUA